AGACGUUUUCGACAUUACUAAGGUGGCUUCUUUUGUGUCUGCUGAAUGAGUCUUGACUACGCCAUGGAUAAUUCAUCAACAAACAACACAAUUUCUAAGGAAGAGGGAUCUUUGUCCCCAACACAAAUCUUCUCUCUAGUCAUUUACUGUGCCAUUUUUGUGCUGGGUGUUAUUGGCAAUAGCCUUGUCAUCUAUGUGACAGGAUACAAGAUGAAGACGACAGUUAACUCUGUCUGGUUCCUGAAUCUGGCAUUGGCGGAUUUCCUUUUUACCCUUUUCCUCAUUUUCAGCAUCAUCAGUCUUUCCCUCAAUUAUAGAUGGCAUUUUGGAGAAUUCAUGUGCAAGUUCAACAGUCUUAUUCAAAUAAUCAACAUGUUUGCGAGUGUCUUUCUACUGACAGCCAUCAGUUUGGACCGCUGUUUGACUGUAUGGGUGGUGGUCUGGGCUCACAACAAACGUACUCCAAACAAAGCCAGGCUCAUCUGUGUGUUUAUCUGGCUCCUCGCCCUGGCAUGUAGCAUUCCCUUCAUAAUCUCUCGUAGAGUAGCUGAUAACAGGUGUAUAAAGACUGAAGCCAGACUCACAACCAAACGGCUUGCAGUGUUCCGAUUUGUGGUUGGAUUUCUGAUCCCGUUCCUCAUAAUCACAUGCUGUUACGUGGCCAUCGGUGUCCGCGCCAGACGAUCCAGCAGGAGGAAGAAGAUGAGGCCUUUCCUCGUCAUCCUGACAGUCAUCUUGGUCUUCUUCAUCUGCUGGCUACCCAUUCAAAUCAUCGACCUAAUUUUGACACAGCAGCUAUACAUUCACAGCAUCGACCCAACGCUUUUCAACAGUGAUGUGUACAACAUGGCACGAAAGAUCGCUCCAGUGGCAGCCAGCUUGGCCUUCCUGAACAGCUGCAUAAACCCUUUUCUGUACAUGUUCAUGUGUGAGGAAUUUCAGCAGAAGCUGAAGCGCUCAGUGUUUGUGGUGCUGGAGCACGCCUUUGCUGAGGAACAUCUGGUCUACUUCACCUCCCAGUUCUCGGUCACGUCGCGCCAGUCCGUGUCCUCUGGAUCAAACCAAAGAAAAGGAACUCUGGGUUCCCUGUUAGCCUUCUCAGGAACAAGACCAUCUGUAGGGGAGUGACACAACCUCAAGGGAAACCUCUCUGCAGAUGAGAUGGAAUUAAUGGAGCUGCUUGCAGUGAAUUAAUAAAUGGAAGAAUUUACCUGUCCAUUGCUGGCAUGCAGCUGCUGAUUUCGCCCUGGGCCGUUUAUUGGAAGUUGUGAGGUAGUUUGUUUUGUUUCUUCCUGCCUUGAGUGGAAUGUGCAGAACUAAUCUCCACUUUCCUAAUCAUUUCAAUGACAGAUAAUGACAAGAAAAUGAAGAUUUUAGUUACUCAUCAGCUAACCUGUUAUGUCUGUAUGUCAAAUAAGAUGCGCUGCAUUUCAUUAUAUACCAAAAUAGAUAAUCCACGUCGAGAUGGCUUUAACUGGCAUUUCAGUGCAAGUGUGUGUCUAGUCACGCAAUUGUGUAUCUGUGUACAUUCACUGAAAUUAAGGAACCGCAUGAGAUAUAAUCAGAUAUAUUUUGAGAAUACAUAAAAGAAGAUUAAAGAGUCACUUCGCCCCAUAACUCCACCCAAUUCACAUUUCUGAAAAAGGCUUUCAAAAUGGGCAAGACGUUCUGAAAUUUGGAGAGGGAGUGCAGCACUGCUGCAACCAAUCAACCAUGGUGAUUUCGUGUCAAUCUGGGAAUGAGUGCUGCAGACAUGGCUUAUCACAGGUAGGCUAAUCAGGGCAGCAGGUGUUAGGGCGUUUCAUUCCUAAUUUGUAACGACCCGGUGACGUAGUGUUGGACGAGAAGUACAGGACUUUGUCAGAAUUCCAAUAGCAUUUUGGACCAACAUGCCAUGGCAUGUUUCAAACUGUAGUAUGCGCGGAGAGCAAUAUCUCCAAUACAAAAUCAGAGAAAUGCUACUUUUGUCGAGAAACACGAUUUUUGUCAAUAUUAACCCUGGUAAUAGUACAGUUCACCACUUAUGAGUAUUUUCAAUCAAUCAACAGCUCAAAAAACAUAUUUUAGGGUGGUGUGACUCUUUAAGUAUUUAGUAUGCAGUAGUGGUAAUAUUAACCUGCCAUUUUCAUUGGGCACAUUUUACCAUCACUAUUAUAGCAACACCUCCCCCUACUGGUGGUUCCGCCACUUCACCACUUGGCUUUGGUUAGACUACAGUAGUACACUCAGAAUGAUGGCCUGCUAAAUCUUCCAUUCACAAACGUAACCCUAACUUAAACCUUUCACCCAAGAAAGUCUGUUUGACCAAUAAUCUGUCAGAGGGUAACUGCUCAUGGUAAGGUGAUUGUCAAGUAUUGUACUGCAAUUUGUUGUGGUGCUACAGUAGUAGCCUAUAAUAGAUCCAGAAAGCCUUGGUAUGAUUACUUGCAUGCGAUGAGAUCUGGCUGCUGUCGGGUGCCCUUCAAUAACACUCAGUUACUCCACACACAGGUCUAUGUUACAUUACACCUGCAGCGUUGUCGACCAAUUAUGCUUUUUUCCCCAUACUUGUCCGUUGUCCGUUUCUUAUGUGUUAUGGUUUGUAUAAUAUAGUAUUGUUUUUGUUAUAAUUAGUCCAUUGAUUGAAUUUGACAUUGUUGUUUUUAUUUUUGCUAUUCUUCUUAAAAUGAAGACUUACCAUGCCAUAGUUAUUGUUAUUAUAUGACUGAUUGAAUGACUGAUUGUUUAAUUGCUAUUCUCCCAUUCAUUGUUUAUUUCUCAGUAGGUUAUUGCUUGAAUUAUAUUGUUUAUUGAUAAUAUUGCUAUUGUUUUUGUAAUUGUUCACUGUUAAUUGAAUUGUGUUGUAAUUAUUUAUGUGCUGCUUUGGACAAAAGCAUCUGUAACAUAACAUUAGUCACUGUAAUUAUUCUUAUUUCCUUAUACAUGUACAUCCCCUCCACAACAACAUAUGCAUAGUAUGUUACAUGGGUCAGUCAGGGACAGAGGCUUCAAGGCCUCAUGGGGUAUUUAGGGACUGUGCAGUACUGUUAUAAUGGAUGGAUAAAUUAACCAAUAAAUGAACCAAUCAACAACUAACGUAAAUCUUCAAAUUGUGGCCAGGAUCUUUUUUUAUCUUUAAUUAUUGUUUCUGAUAGAAAUAAAGUAAAAGGCUAGCCUACUAUUGAAGUGGACCAACACUGUUCAACACUUAGCCUGUAGGCUAUCAAAAGCAGAAGAGUAUCCGUUUGGUUUGGGAUUUAAUUUACUUCAGGAAUAAAUCGAAAUAGAAUCCUGGCCAUAAUUUGAGGAUUUACGGUAAAAAAUUUAAAAAGGUCCAAAGGAAGGACCUCUGGUCUGAAGCUGCGGAGUGCACAAUACAAAACCUUGUGAAGACAAUACGCCUGUUCUGAUAAAACAUGCAGUUUAGCCUUAAAAUCCAAAAGUAAUUAUAGAUAUAUGAAGAGUUGGGUUCCCAAAUGCUUCAUUUUUAAAAAACAUUAUUGAUUCCCAUUUUGGACAAAAUUUCCAUGUCCCAGUUAUGUGUUUAGAUGUUUUAUAUUGCUUUUACAUAGAUAAAUGACAUGUCUUUUUUAUUUAUCUCUUUUUUGUGGAA
This is a messenger RNA of Sardina pilchardus (European sardine), 3592 nucleotides long. RefSeq names its product C3a anaphylatoxin chemotactic receptor-like. Gene Ontology annotation, biological process: complement receptor mediated signaling pathway; positive regulation of cytosolic calcium ion concentration; phospholipase C-activating G protein-coupled receptor signaling pathway. The record is from RefSeq and is a predicted model, not a curated record. Lineage: Eukaryota; Metazoa; Chordata; Actinopteri; Clupeiformes; Clupeidae. Gene Ontology annotation, molecular function: G protein-coupled receptor activity; complement receptor activity. The transcript is spliced from 2 exons. Gene Ontology annotation, cellular component: plasma membrane. The coding region runs from base 46 to 1128 and encodes 360 amino acids.